Molecule: messenger RNA, 2304 nt
Organism: Meyerozyma guilliermondii ATCC 6260
Lineage: Eukaryota; Fungi; Ascomycota; Pichiomycetes; Serinales; Debaryomycetaceae
Gene: MET6
Product: 5-methyltetrahydropteroyltriglutamate-homocysteine S-methyltransferase
Exons: 1
Coding region: 1-2304 (767 amino acids)
Molecular function (GO): 5-methyltetrahydropteroyltriglutamate-homocysteine S-methyltransferase activity; zinc ion binding
Source: RefSeq, a predicted model, not a curated record
AUGGUUCAAUCGUCAGUAUUAGGUUUCCCCCGUAUUGGAGGACAAAGAGAGUUGAAGAAGGUCACUGAGGCCUACUGGGGUGGAAAGGUUUCUGUGGAUGACUUGUUGGCUAAGGGUAAGGAAUUGAGAGCUCACAACUGGAAAUUGCAAAAGGACGCUGGUGUCGAUGUGAUUCCAUCUAACGAUUUCUCGUUCUACGAUCAAGUUUUGGACUUGUCCUUGUUGUUCAAUGCCAUCCCAGAAAGAUACACCAAGUUCAACUUGAGCCCAAUUGAUGUUUUCUUCGCCAUGGGUAGAGGUUUGCAAAGAAAGGCCACCGAAUCCACUGCUGCUGUUGAUGUUACCGCAUUGGAGAUGGUUAAAUGGUUCGAUUCUAACUACCAUUACGUCAGACCAACCUUCUCUCACUCCACUGACUUCAAGUUGAACACUUCUGCUGGUGUCAAGCCAGUCGAUGAGUACUUGGAGGCUAAGGCUUUGGGAAUUGAGACUAGACCAGUGAUCCUCGGUCCAGUUUCUUACCUUUACUUGGGUAAGGCUGACAAGGACUCUUUGGACUUGGAACCAAUCUCGUUGUUGGAAAAGGUAUUGCCAGUUUACAAGGAAUUGUUGGCUAAGUUGAAGGAAGCUGGUGCCAAUGAGGUUCAAAUCGAUGAACCUGUCUUGGUGUUGGACUUGCCAGAAGCCGUCAAGUCAAAGUUCCAAACUGCUUACGACGCCCUUGUUGGUGACAACCUCCCACAACUCAUCUUGACCACCUACUUUGGUGAUGUUAGACCAAACUUGGAUGCCAUCAAGUCUUUGCCAGUUGCUGGAUUCCACUUUGACUUUGUCAGAGUUCCAGAACAAGCCGAUGAGGUUGCUUCCAUCUUGAACGGUAAGCAAACUUUGUCUGUUGGUAUCGUUGAUGGUAGAAACAUUUGGAAGACCGACUUUGCUAAGGCUACCGCUUUUGUUAAUAAGGUUGCCGACAAGGUUGGUAAGGACAAGGUUAUUGUCUCUACCUCUUCUUCUUUGUUGCACACUCCUGUCGACCUCGACAACGAGAAAAAAUUGGACCCUGUCAUCAAGGACUGGUUCUCUUUUGCUACCCAAAAAGUGCAAGAAGUUGUCACCAUCGCCAAGAAUGUUAGCGGUGAGGAUGUUUCCGAGGCUUUGGCUGCUAACGCGAAGUCUAUCAAGUCCAGACAAGAAUCUUCUAUCACCACCAACCCUAAGGUUCAAGAGAGAUUGGCUACCGUCAACGAGGCUUUGUCCACCAGAAAGGCUCCUUUCGACGAGAGAUUGCCAGCUCAACAAGCCAAGUACAACUUGCCAUUGUUCCCAACCACCACCAUUGGUUCAUUCCCUCAAACCAAGGAUAUCAGAAUCAACAGAAACAAGUUCGUUAAGGGUGAAUUGACUGCUCAACAAUACGAGGAAUUCAUCAACAAGGAGAUUGAGACUGUUGUUAGAUUCCAAGAGGAGAUUGGAUUGGAUGUGUUGGUCCACGGUGAACCAGAGAGAAACGACAUGGUUCAAUACUUUGGUGAACAAUUGGACGGUUUUGCUUUCACCACCAACGGUUGGGUUCAAUCUUACGGUUCCAGAUACGUCAGACCACCAGUAGUUGUUGGUGACGUUUCUAGACCAAAGGCCAUGACUGUUAAGGAGUCCGUGUACGCACAAUCUAUCACCAAGAAGCCAAUGAAGGGUAUGUUGACUGGUCCAGUUACCUGUUUGAGAUGGUCCUUCCCAAGAGAUGAUGUCUCUCAAAAGGUUCAAGCUUUGCAAUUGGGUUUGGCCUUGAGAGAUGAAGUUCAAGACUUGGAAGCUGCUGGUAUCACUGUCAUCCAAGUGGAUGAGCCAGCUAUCAGAGAAGGUUUGCCAUUGAGAGCCGGUAAGGAAAGAUCCGACUACUUGAACUGGGCUGCUCAAUCUUUCAGAGUCGCUACUUCUGGUGUUGAGAACGACACUCAAAUCCACUCGCACUUCUGUUACUCUGACUUGGAUCCAAACCAUAUCAAGGCUUUGGAUGCCGAUGUCGUUUCUAUUGAGUUUUCCAAGAAGGACGACCCUAACUACAUCCAAGAGUUCUCCAACUACCCUAACCACAUUGGAUUGGGUUUGUUCGAUAUCCACUCUCCAAGAAUUCCUUCUAAGGAAGAAUUCGUGGCCAGAAUUGAGGAGAUCUUGAAGGUCUACCCAGCCAACAAGUUCUGGGUUAACCCUGACUGCGGUUUGAAGACCAGAGGCUGGGAAGAGACUAGAGCUUCGUUGACCAACAUGGUGGACGCAGCCAAGCACUUCCGUGCCAAGAACUAA